Molecule: messenger RNA, 3060 nt
Organism: Cuculus canorus (common cuckoo)
Lineage: Eukaryota; Metazoa; Chordata; Aves; Cuculiformes; Cuculidae
Gene: ADAD1
Product: adenosine deaminase domain containing 1
Exons: 12
Coding region: 126-1835 (569 amino acids)
Biological process (GO): adenosine to inosine editing; RNA processing
Cellular component (GO): cytoplasm; nucleolus
Molecular function (GO): double-stranded RNA binding; tRNA-specific adenosine deaminase activity; double-stranded RNA adenosine deaminase activity
Source: RefSeq, a predicted model, not a curated record
GUGCUGGUGCUGCUGGUGCUGCUGGUGCUGCUGGUGCUGCUGGUGCUGCUGGUGCUGCUGGUGCUGCUGGUGCUGCUGGUGCUUGUGCUAAUACCAGAAGUAGCUGCUGUUAAAGUUGAUGAAAAAUGGCUGGCAGCUCCAGCUGCUUUCGGAGUGCUGGGAAACCUACCUUUGACCCCAUACAAGAGAUGAUUUUCCCGGCUCAGGCUCCAAGGCCUUUGAAGCCUUCUCUGUCAGAAACUAGAAGGUGGGAACGUCUGCCUUGUGAGGGACAGGAUGUGCCAGCAAAGACUCUAAAUCCAGAACUUUCACUGUGGAAAGGAGCCCCAGAUCCUCUUUCAGAGGAAAUCCUGGAGAAGUUUAUUGCAAGAUACAAACAGGGAGUGAUAAACCCAGUAGCUGCCUUGCAUCAGUUUGCAAAAAUGCAUAACAUUCAUCUUGAACUGAAAGAAACUAGUGUGGCAGGUGAUAUCAUACGGCCUUAUUUUGCCUUUUGUGCCGUGUUAGAUGGUGUUCCCCACAAGACUGGACUGGGAAAAAACAAGAAGGAAUCUAAAUUAAACGCAGCUAAACUAGCUCUUGAUAAGCUACUUAACUUGGAGUAUAGAGGGGAAAAGGCUUUUGAAAAGUCAGAUCCUCUGUGUAGACAUGCUGAGCCCGAAACUCAAGCAAGCUCUGUUCGUGUUUCAAGGAAUUGUCUUGGAGGAAGAGAGCUUAUGUAUCAAAAACUUUCACAAACACUUGAAGAAGUAUUUAACAACCUGACUGUUGAAUACCCCGAGUACCGAAGCUGUGGCAGUUCACUGGCUGCCUUCAUCAUUGCAAAAGGUGGGCAGUAUAGAGUUGUGGCUCUAGGAACAGGAGAAUAUAAUUGCAGACGGAACUUCCAGCUGCAUGGAAGAGUGCUGCAUGACAGCCAUGCCAUUGUCACUGCAAGGCGUUCUCUGCUUAGAUAUUUUUAUAGACACGUUUUGAUGUUCUAUAAUGAAAAUCCAGCAAGGAGAGAGACAUCCAUAUUUUGCGCAGCACCAGGCUCGAAGCUGCUUGCCCUAAAGCAAAAUACAACUCUCUUUCUCUACAUGAAUGAGCUGCCAAAAGGAACUGCUCAGCUAAAAUCACGGGUACAUCUCAAUCCACUAUCUCUGUCUGCUUAUGAAACUAGUGAAGAACUAAGCCUCCACGUUGCUGUAGAGGGCAACAUUUACCCAAGUGUUGUUUGUCCACCCAAAAGUGUGAGAGCAAGCAGUAUGUCAACUAGUGACAAAUUAACAAAGUGGGAAGUGGUUGGUGUUCAAGGAGCAUUGCUGAGUCACUUCAUUGAACCUGUUUAUAUCAACAAUAUUCUUGUAGGAAAUGGAAACUGCCAGGAUACGAAAGGACUAGAAACAGCUAUCAAACAGCGCAUUGAUGAUACAGUCCUAUCAAAGCUUCCCUUGCCUUUUCUGGUCCACAGAUCUCACAUUUACUUGGUGAAUGCUGCGCACCCAGUUCAAAGAGACUUUGAACUGAGGUCUCUUAGUUUGAAUUGGUCAUUCACAGAUGCAUCACUGGAGAUUGUGGAUGGGUUAACAGGAAAAAUCACUGAAAGCUCACCAUUCAAAAGUGGCUCUUACAUGGCAAGUCGCCUUUGCAAGGCAGCGAUGUUCAGCCGUUUCAGAUUGCUUGCUAAGAAAGCGGAACGGAAGGAUUUGCUUCAGAUUACAACGUACUAUGAAGCCAAGAUUCAAGCUGAAUUGUACCAAGAAGCUAAAAACUUACUGCAAAGCUUCUUAGAGCAACAUGGUUAUGGAUCCUGGAUUGUGAAAUCACCAGAGAUCGAACAGUUCAGCGACUGAAAUGCGGUGGAGUGUACGUGAAGUCAGUUUGGAUGAUUCCUUUCACUGAAAUUCAAUUCUGAUUAGUAAAAUGUUUAGUUUUAAGGUUUAUAUAUGCAACAGAAACAUAAUUCCAGAGCUUUCUCUUGUCAAUUUAGAUGCAGUUAUUAAACCAGUUGUAGCAGUUUAGUCUUUCCCAAAAGUUGAUGUUUCUUCAUAGUCAGGAGUAUCUGACAGCUUUGCAAAUCUGUUUUGUUUUCCCCCCCAGUGCCACUUCUUUUCUGUUCCCCCUGCCCCUAGGGUUAAUGUGGUUUUCCUGUUAGUUUCAGGAUUGCUGUUAUUGAUCUCUUCUUUUUCCCUGCAUUUUUCAUAACCAUCUUUAAGAGAGAAAAGAAAUAAUCAGUAAAAGUUGGUUUUCUUUAAAUUAAAGUAUCUCAGUGUGAGGAGCACUUUGAGAAAGAAAUACUGGCAAUCUAUGCUUUAACUGUUGCCAUCGUUUCCUAGGCAUUUAAAGACUUUUGUUUAGCAUGGAUUUGCUGGGUGACUUGUUGUUUACUAUGUAUUGUUUGUGGUAGAGGGUUAAAAAAUAAGCUGUGUAUUUGCAAGGUAAAACGUUUAAUGACCGAGCUGUUACUUAACUGUUUUGUGACAACCACUGUUUUUGGGAGCAGAUUGAAAGCAUUUUCAAGGUCUCAAAGGUGUAAAUAACAAAAUGGCUUAUAGAAGUCACCAGAAACUUUUGUGUGCUGCCUCAAACACCAUGAGAUGUUAGUGCUUGCUGGUCGGUUGGACUCCUGCGCACAGAGGCUUAUCGCUCUACCAAAAAGUUCUCACGAAAUUGUCUGUAUAUGUAAUAAUAUGAAAAAUGGUGUCUGUGGAGAGGGAAGUUGUUCCCUGUGAGUCACUUGAAGAAUAUGGUAAGAUGAUGAGAGCAUUUAAAAGGAUGUUGUUAAGUACCAUUCUGGGUUCUGUGUGGUGGUGUGAAAUGUUGGGGUGUGUAAGGUCGACAGUAUGCUUCCAUUGUGUUCCGUGGUUUUUGAAUAUCAUACAAGUGUUGAAAGCUGUUCUGUAAAGUUUACAUGUAUCAGUAAUGGUAUAGUGCUGUUGUCACGUUUCAGAUUCAUGUAAACUGAUUCGAGAACAAAAACCUCCUUUCAGUAUUUAUUUUUCCAAGAAGGCUUGAGAGUGGCCAUUGCAUACCAGGCUAGAGCACAGAAUUGCCUUUUUCAGGUCUGUUAAAAUGUCA